UCACUUCCAGUAAGUACAAAAUUUUGACGCGCUAGUUCAUAUGAAGAGCUGUGUUAUCAUUAUUUGACAACAAAGAUAACUAGGGAUGAGUAUAAGAAGGCAUGGGCUUCGUUUAGAGAAGUAUGGGAUAUGACGCUGAGGAAGUUGUUUUGCUACUAGUAUAGGUAUACUAUAGGGUGGUAUUCGAAAUGAGGGCGCCGUAAGGCCGGCUUCCUUAUCAGUUUAAGAUCCAUCCACAAGACGCUAAUUCCAUGCUAUACACACGUGUUUAACUUAAUGUAAAAUUUACAGAGCUUGCGCACAAAAAGUUAGAAAGAAAAGCUCUGCACCACAACGCAUUUUGACUAGGGCUGUGAUUAUAACACCUCGUUGAAGUUUUUUAGUUCAUGAUGAACGCGUUAUAUGUGACAGUGUCUAUUCCGCUACUACUUGUGUUAGCUGGGUUCAACCACGCUCACGGACUUACAACAUUUGGAAAAUCAAAUAACCAAGGCACGCAACAGCCUCAGAGACCAGCUGCGACACCAAAACAUUGUACAACCCAAGCCAAUUGUUCGAUAAUUAAGGGAACUACAUGUAUAAAAGACCGUUGUCUUUGUGGAAAUAACGAGAAUCCUAUUAAUGGCAAAUGUACAGCUUUGAAAGCAGGGGCAAAUCACUUAUGCACCUCCGAUGGAGAUUGUGUCGACGACGCUCACUGCUCGACUCCUCCUGCAAACAAGAGUAAAUCCAUGUUUGGUCCUAACGACAAAGUUUGUGUGUGUGACGAAGGACAUGUGGAAACAGAAAGAGGCACUUGUGGAGGAGAGUCUAACUUCUUCGUGCUGCCUGGAUUAAUAAUGAUCGCCACGAGCCUGUCAAGGAUACUGUACUGAACAUCAGGAUACACCAUAUGAAUUGAAUUUUCACCUUAUGGAUACUUCUUACUUUAAAUUUACCCUUAUUGUAUUGCAUGUUAAUUAACUAAUAAUUUACACGACUUUGCAAUAAUUCUGUUCGAGAUGUGGUAAAUUCUUUUAACAAAUGUGUAAUGUGUCAAAGUUUAUUUUCCGCUAUUAAUAUUAAAGUAUGUACUCGCACUGUUAGUGAGUUAAUAAAUGUUACAUGUGUAGUCGUUAUCUAUUAGUUGUUCGUUACAAAACUGAAUUUAUCAAUGGUGGUACGAAAAAUAGCAACAUUUUGGUGCAUUGUGGACGUACUGUUGUAGAAUAUUUGUUAUUCAUAAUGUGCUAUUUUUACACAAGCACUUUUAUAAACGUCAUUACACAUGUAGAAGACUAAACGGAAUUAGGGCACAUAAUUAUGUAUUUUAUAAUUCACCAGAAACAGACAAAAUAUAUAGAUACGUACAAGUAAAUAUAUUUAUUGUAACUUUAUAUAUCUUACAUUAUAUUCCAUAAUUUAUAAAUAAAUUAUAAUAAAACAUAA
Molecule: messenger RNA, 1428 nt
Organism: Tribolium castaneum (red flour beetle)
Lineage: Eukaryota; Metazoa; Arthropoda; Insecta; Coleoptera; Tenebrionidae
Gene: sosie
Product: sosie
Exons: 5
Coding region: 387-875 (162 amino acids)
Source: RefSeq, a predicted model, not a curated record